Saccharomyces kudriavzevii IFO 1802 is the source of this 7401-nucleotide messenger RNA. It is a transcript of the gene TOR1, whose product is annotated as phosphatidylinositol kinase-related protein kinase TOR1. Gene Ontology annotation, biological process: negative regulation of macroautophagy; TOR signaling; protein phosphorylation. Gene Ontology annotation, cellular component: nucleus; TORC1 complex; TORC2 complex. Bases 1 to 7401 code for a protein of 2466 amino acids. Lineage: Eukaryota; Fungi; Ascomycota; Saccharomycetes; Saccharomycetales; Saccharomycetaceae. The record is from RefSeq and is a predicted model, not a curated record. The transcript has a single exon. Gene Ontology annotation, molecular function: protein serine/threonine kinase activity; protein binding; protein-containing complex binding.
AUGAGACUGCAUGAGGAGCCGAUUUGGGAAAAUAGAGUGUUGAAAGUGGCUAACAACGAUAUGGACAUGGACAGAAAUGCGCAAUUGGCACCAAGUUUGAAUAUGAACAUGAAUAUGAACAGAAACAGGAAUGAACCUGGCUUGAUUUCUAGUAUGUUUGGUGGAAUGAUAGUUGAAAGUAAUAGUGAUGUAAAUUUUAGGCCCAUCUUGGAGAAAAUUUUCCGCGAAUUGACCAGCGAUCAUGAGGAGGAGCGAAAAUUGGCUGGUAUUUCAUUGUUAGAUCUACUCGUGUCCUUGGAGCACGAGUUGUCGAUAGAAGAGUUCCAAGCGGUCUCAAACGAGGUAAACAACAUGAUUUUAGAGCUGGUUCAUACAAAGAAGACGAAUACCAGAGUCGGGGCCGUUUUAUCUAUAGACACCUUGAUUUCAUUCUAUACGUUUACUGAGGAACUGCCCAAUGAAACUUCACGUUUGGCUGGUUAUCUUCGAGGACUGAUCCCUUCUAAUGACGUGGAGGUCAUGAGAUUAGCAGCCAAAACGUUGGGUAAGCUAGCCGUUCCAGGGGGCACAUAUACUUCUGAUUUCGUGGAGUUCGAGGUAAAAUCUUGUUUAGAAUGGCUUACUGCCUCCACGGAAAAGAACUCAUUUUCCAGUUCUAAACCAGACCAUGCCAAGCAUGCAGCACUUUUGAUUAUAACAGCAUUAGCUGAAAACUGCCCAUAUUUGCUCUACCAAUACUUGAAUUCCAUACUGGAUAACAUUUGGAGAGCUCUAAGAGACCCUCACCUGAUGAUCAGAAUUGACGCUUCCAUCACUUUGGCCAAAUGUCUUUCUACUUUACGAAAUAGAGACCCCCAAUUGUCUAGUCAGUGGGUGCAACGACUAGCUACAAGUUGUGAAUAUGGCUUUCAAGUGAAUACUCUAGAAUGCGUCCAUGCAAGCUUAUUGGUUUAUAAAGAAAUUUUAUUUUUGAAGGAUCCCUUUCUAAAUCAAGUGUUCGACCAAAUGUGUCUGAAUUGCAUAGCUUAUGAGAACCAUAAGGCGAAAAUAAUCAGAGAAAAAAUUUACCAGGUUGUUCCCUUAUUAGCAUCGUUCAACCCUCAAUUAUUUGCAGGCAAAUAUUUGCAUCAAAUCAUGGAAAAUUACUUGGAAAUUUUAAACAAUGCCCCAGCCAAGAAAAUACCACACCUUAAUGACGACAAACCACAGAUAUUGAUAUCGAUUGGUGAUAUUGCAUAUGAAGUUGGGCCGGAUAUUGCACCCUAUGUGAAACAAAUUCUUGACUAUAUCGAACAUGACUUACAGACAAAAUUUAGGGUUAGGAAGAAAUUUGAAGGUGAGAUUUUUUACUGCAUUGGAGGAUUAGCAAUGCCAUUGGGUCCAGUCUUGGGCAAAUUAUUAAACAAGAAUAUACUUAAUCUCAUGUUUAAAUGCCCUCUUUCUGAUUAUAUGCAGGAAACUUUUCAAAUAUUGACCGAAAGAAUACCAUCGCUGGGUCCAAAAAUAAAUGACGAGUUACUUAACCUGGUUUGUUCAACAUUAUCAGGCACAUCAUUUAUCCAACCAGGAUCUCCAAUGGAGAUACCGCCAUUUUCAAAAGCAAGAGCAAGGGAGUGGAGAAAUAAAAGCAUUCUACAAAAGACGGGAGAGAGUAAUGACGAUAAUAAUGAUAUAAAAAUCAUUAUCCAAGCCUUUAGAAUGCUUAGAAAUAUUAAGAACAAGUUUUCGUUGGUGGAAUUUGUCAAAAUUGUUGCGCUUUCGUACAUUGAACAUACGGAUCCUAAGGUGAGGAAACUGGCUGCAUUAACAUCUUGUGAAAUUUACGUCAAGGACAAUAUUUGCAAACAAACAUCGUUACAUUCGCUGAAUACUGUAUCUGAAGUUUUGUCUAAACUUCUAGCAAUUACGAUUGCAGAUCCUAGACAAGAUAUUAGGUUAGACGUCUUAAAGAACCUGGAUCCGUGCUUCGAUCCGCAAUUAGCCCAACCAGAAAAUUUAAGGCUUUUAUUUACUGCAUUGCAUGAUGAGUCAUUUAAUAUCCAAUCGGUAGCAAUGGAGCUUGUUGGGAGAUUAUCUUCCGUAAACCCUGCCUAUGUUAUUCCGUCGAUUCGAAAGAUAUUGCUGGAACUGUUGACAAAAUUGAAGUUUUCUUCCUCUUCUAGGGAAAAGGAAGAAACUGCAAGUUUACUAUGCACUCUUAUCAGGUCAAGUAAAGAUGUUACAAAACCAUAUAUUGAACCUCUUUUGAACGUUCUUUUACCAAAAUUUCAGGAUAACUCCUCGACAGUUGCAUCAACUGCGUUGAGAACUAUAGGUGAACUGUCCGUUGUAGGGGGCGAGGACAUGAAAGUUUAUCUUAAAGAUUUGUUUCCAUUAAUCAUUAAAACGUUUCAAGACCAAUCAAACUCUUUCAAAAGAGAAGCUGCGCUCAAGGCUUUGGGCCAACUUGCAGCUUCCUCCGGCUAUGUCAUAGAUCCCUUACUUGAUUAUCCCGAGUUAUUGGGUGUCUUAGUGAAUAUUUUAAAGACUGAAAACUCUCAAAAUAUUAGAAGACAAACAGUAACUUUGAUAGGUAUAUUAGGUGCUAUUGAUCCGUAUCGCCAAAAGGAACGUGAAGUAACUUCUACAACUAAUAUAUCGACAGAACAGAAUGCCCCACCCAUCGACAUUGCUCUUCUUAUGCAAGGCAUGUCUCCGUCGAAUGAUGAAUAUUACACCACUGUUGUCAUCCACUGUUUGCUAAAAAUUUUGAAAGACCCCUCACUAUCGUCGUACCAUACAGCCGUAAUCCAAGCAAUUAUGCACAUUUUUCAAACGCUUGGUCUAAAAUGUGUCUCAUUCUUGGACCAAAUCAUCCCAACUAUCUUGGAUGUUAUGCGCACAUGCUCUCCAUCGUUAUUAGAGUUCUACUUUCAACAGCUUUGCUCUUUAAUUGUCAUCGUUAAGCAGCAUAUUAGGCCGCAUGUAGAUUCUAUAUUUCAGGCAAUCAGAGAUUUUUCGUCCGUCGCUAAGUUACAAAUAACGAUCGUAAGUGUUAUUGAAGCGAUAUCAAAGGCUUUAGAGGGCGAGUUCAAAAGAUUGGUUUCUCUUACUCUGACACUUUUCCUAGUCAUCCUGGAGAAUGAUAAAUCUACUGAUAAGAUUCUCUCUAGAAGGAUAUUGAGGCUAUUAGAGGCAUUUGGUCCUAAUUUAGAAGGUUAUUCGCAUUUAAUUGUCCCGAAGAUAGUUCAAAUGACUGAGGUCGCCAGUGGGAACCUACAAAGGUCUGCAAUUAUAACUAUUGGAAAGCUAGCGAAAGAUGUCGACCUCUUUGAAAUGUCUUCAAGGAUUGUUCAUUCUCUCCUUAGGGUACUGAGUGCAACAACGAACGAUGAACUCUCAAAAAUCAUCAUGAAUACUCUGAGUUUAUUGUUACUACAAAUGGGUACAUCUUUUACCAUUUUCAUUCCCGUUAUCAAUGAAGUUCUAAUGAAGAAACGUAUCCAACACACGAUAUACGAUGAUUUAACCAACAGAUUACUAAAUAAUGACGUUCUUCCUACAAAAAUAUGGGAGGUGAAUACAACGGAUUAUCCACAUGCAGAAUUAGUGGAUGCAACAGAUGCAGGCGUUGCAAAAUUGCCCAUAAACCAAUCAGUUUUGAAGAGCGCUUGGAACUCCAGCCAGCAAAGAACUAAAGAGGACUGGCAAGAAUGGAGCAAACGACUAUCCAUUCAACUAUUAAAAGAAUCACCUUCCCAUGCUCUGAGAGCUUGUUCAAACCUUGCAAGCAUGUACUACCCACUCGCUAAGGAACUUUUCAAUACUGCCUUCGCAUGUGUUUGGACAGAGCUUUAUAGUCAAUAUCAAGAAGAUUUGAUUGAGUCAUUAUGUAUAGCAUUAUCUUCUCCCCAAAAUCCACCUGAAAUACAUCAAACAUUAUUAAACCUAGUAGAAUUCAUGGAGCAUGACGACAAAGCAUUACCUAUCCCAAAUCAAAGCCUGGGUGAGUAUGCCGAGAGGUGUCAUGCCUAUGCUAAAGCAUUGCAUUACAAGGAAAUAAAGUUCAUCAAAGAGCCUGAGAACUCCACUAUUGAAUCACUGAUCAGCAUUAAUAAUCAAUUGAACCAAACGGAUGCUGCUAUCGGUAUUCUAAAGCAUGCUCAACAACAUCACUCACUUCAACUAAAGGAGACAUGGUUCGAAAAAUUAGAGCGCUGGGAAGAUGCAUUACAUGCUUAUAAUGAGCGUGAAAAGGCAGGUGAUAUUUCUGUAAGUGUAACACUCGGUAAGAUGAGAUCCCUUCAUGCCCUUGGCGAAUGGGAACAGUUAUCCCAAUUAGCAGCUAGAAAAUGGAAAAUUUCUAAGUUGCAGACAAAAAAAUUAAUAGCUCCCUUAGCAGCUGGUGCUGCAUGGGGUUUAGGUGAGUGGGAUAUGCUUGAGCAAUACAUAAGUGUGAUGAAACCAAAUUCCCCAGACAAGGAAUUUUUUGAUGCUAUUUUAUAUUUGCACAAAAAUGACUACGAGGAUGCUGGCAAACACAUACUUAAUGCCAGGGACUUACUUGUAACUGAGAUUUCCGCCUUAAUAAACGAAAGUUAUAACAGAGCUUAUAGUGUCAUUGUCAGAACGCAAAUAAUUACGGAGUUUGAAGAAAUCAUCAAAUAUAAGCAACUGCCACCUAAUUCCGAAAAGAAGCCUCACUAUCAAAAUCUUUGGACGAAAAGAUUGCUAGGUUGCCAAAAAAAUGUUGAUUUGUGGCAAAGAGUGCUCAGAGUGAGAUCAUUGGUCAUCAAACCGAAACAAGAUAUACAAAUAUGGAUUAAGUUUGCAAACUUGUGUAGAAAAUCUGGUAGAAUGAGACUGGCCAAAAAGGCACUAAAUAUGCUGCUUGAAGCAGGUAGCGAUCCCACUUUACCGAAUACGGCAAAGGCUCCUCCACCGGUCGUUUACGCACAACUAAAAUACAUUUGGGCCACAGGAGCUCAUAAAGAAGCGUUGAACCACUUGAUAGGAUUUACAUCCAGAUUAGCGCAUGAUCUUGGUUUAGAUCCAAAUAAUAUGAUCGCUCAAAGUGUAAAACUAUCAAGUGCAAGCACAGCUCCAUAUGUUGAAGAAUACACAAAACUAUUGGCUCGAUGUUUUUUAAAGCAGGGUGAAUGGAGAAUAGCAACUCAGCCGAACUGGAGAAACACAAAUCCGGAUGCAAUUCUUGGUUCUUAUCUGUUGGCGACACAUUUCGAUAAAAAUUGGUAUAAGGCGUGGCAUAAUUGGGCAUUAGCUAAUUUUGAGGUAAUAUCUAUGGUUCAGGAAGAGACUAAAUUAAACGGAGGUAAAAAUGAUGAAGACGAUGACACGGCGGUUAACAAUGAUCAUGUCCGAGCUGAAAGUAGCAUUUUAGGGAGCGGCUCCUUGACUAUAAAUGGUAAUAGAUACCCACUGGAGCUGAUUCAAAGACAUGUUGUUCCAGCUAUCAAGGGAUUUUUUCAUUCAAUAUCCCUAUUAGAAUCCAGUUGUUUGCAAGACACAUUAAGAUUGUUAACGCUUCUGUUCAACUUUGGUGGUAUUAAAGAAGUUUCGCAAGCCAUGUAUGAAGGCUUCAAUUUGAUGAAAAUCGAAAACUGGCUCGAAGUCUUGCCGCAGUUAAUUUCCCGUAUUCACCAACCCGAUCCUACAGUGAGCAACUCCCUUUUAUCUUUACUUUCCGAUUUAGGCAAAGCUCAUCCACAGGCACUUGUGUAUCCUCUAACAGUUGCAAUCAAAUCAGAAUCUGUUUCAAGACAAAAAGCAGCUCUUUCAAUAAUAGAGAAAAUAAGAAUUCAUAGUCCAGUCCUGGUGGACCAGGCUGAAUUAGUCAGUCAUGAAUUAAUCAGAGUAGCCGUUUUAUGGCACGAAUUAUGGUACGAGGGCUUGGAAGACGCAAGUCGGCAGUUUUUCGUUGAACAUAACAUAGAGAAGAUGUUCGCUACCUUAGAACCUUUACAUAAGCAUCUGGAAAAUGAACCUCAAACUUUAAGUGAGGUAUCGUUUCAGAAGUCAUUUGGUAGAGAUUUGAACGAUGCCUACGAAUGGCUGAAUAACUACAAAAAAUCAAAAGACAUCAAUAAUUUAAACCAAGCCUGGGAUAUUUAUUAUAACGUCUUUAGAAAAAUUACACGUCAAAUACCACAACUACAGACCUUAGAAUUACAACAUGUUUCACCACAGCUUUUGGCCACUCGUGACUUAGAAUUAGCAGUUCCUGGCACGUAUGCUCCGGGAAAAUCUACCGUUAGAAUUGCAAAAUUUGAACCCCUGUUCUCUGUCAUCUCUUCAAAGCAAAGGCCAAGAAAAUUUUCCGUCAAAGGCAGUGAUGGUAAGGAUUAUAAAUAUGUCCUAAAAGGACACGAAGACAUAAGACAAGAUAGCCUUGUAAUGCAAUUAUUUGGCCUAGUUAAUACUUUAUUAAAGAAUGAUUCCGAGUGUUUCAAGAGACAUUUAGAUAUACAGCAAUACCCUGCUAUUCCAUUAUCACCUAAAUCUGGCCUGUUGGGAUGGGUUCCGAACAGUGACACAUUUCACGUUUUGAUCAGGGAACAUCGUGAUGCUAAAAAGAUUCCGUUAAAUAUUGAGCAUUGGGUUAUGUUACAAAUGGCCCCUGAUUAUGAAAAUCUAACACUUCUGCAGAAAAUCGAAGUAUUCACGUAUGCUUUAGAUAAUACAAAGGGUCAGGACCUGUACAAAAUUUUAUGGUUGAAGAGUAGAUCGUCAGAAACAUGGUUAGAACGUAGAACAACUUAUACGAGAUCUUUAGCUGUGAUGUCCAUGACUGGCUAUAUUUUGGGAUUAGGCGAUCGUCAUCCUAGCAAUUUGAUGUUGGACAGAAUUACUGGGAAAGUUAUUCAUAUUGAUUUUGGUGAUUGUUUUGAAGCUGCCAUCUUAAGAGAGAAAUAUCCCGAGAAGGUCCCAUUCAGAUUAACCAGAAUGCUAACAUAUGCAAUGGAAGUUAGUGGAAUUGAAGGUAGUUUUCGUAUCACCUGUGAACAUGUCAUGAGAGUUUUGAGAGAUAACAAGGAAUCAUUGAUGGCAAUUUUAGAAGCUUUUGCACUUGAUCCUCUAAUUCACUGGGGCUUUGACCUGCCUCCUCAAAAACUCACUGAGCAAACCGGAAUUCCAUUGCCGUUGAUAAAUCCUAGCGAGCUACUGAGAAAGGGGGCAAUUACUGUUGAGGAAGCAGCAAACAUGGAAACAGAACAACAAAAUGAGACUAGAAAUGCCAGGGCAAUGCUUGUCUUAAGACGUAUUACGGACAAGCUAACAGGCAAUGAUAUCAAGUGGUUUAGUGAAUUAGAUGUUCCCGAGCAGGUCGAUAAACUAAUCCAACAGGCAACUUCGAUCGAAAGGCUCUGCCAACAUUACAUCGGAUGGUGUCCAUUUUGGUGA